Molecule: messenger RNA, 465 nt
Organism: Prorocentrum cordatum
Lineage: Eukaryota; Dinophyceae; Prorocentrales; Prorocentraceae
Source: the annotation of a GenBank genome assembly
AUGCGGCAGAGGACCCCGAACGAGUCGCGGCGGGCAUGGGCGAUGAGGCCGGAGCACGAGAUCCCGUUGCCGGUGCGAUUCGGGCCCACCAUCAGCUUCUUGGCGUUGGGCGUGUCCGCCUUCUGCUUCUCUCCGCACGACCGGCUCCCGCUGAUCAGGAAGCCCUUGGCCCCGCUCCUCCUGAAGGGCGGGCUGCUCCCGCUCAUGGGCAUCAUGGUGGCGGGCUUGGCUUGCCAGAAGGACCCUAUCGCGAAGCUCUUCGCUCGCGCGCCCUUCAGAUGGACCGAGAAGGUGUGCCUCAUGACGUUCGUGCUUCAGGCGCCCGUCCACUACGGCGUCCAGCACUGGACCAGGCGGAGCGGUCUGACGUGGACGUUCGCGACCAGCUUGCUGGUGGCCUCGAUAUUGGGCCACGCCUUUCUGGAGCAGCCUUGGCGCACCUUCCUGGGGGUACGUGCGAAGUGA